AUGGACGACGAAAGCUGGGCGCUGCUGCAUCCUAUCGUGGGUGCCAGCAACCUUGGCCUUGUCUUCCUACUGUCGCUCCCAUCUCUCCACCAGCUUUGGACCAAAGCCCAAUUCGCGCGGCGCAACCGCGGCGCUCAAGGCGACGGUGCAUAUGAGGUCGUCCCACAGCUGUUUGAGAGUGCAGACGGCAAAGCUACCGAGGCGUCUGUGGCAGCAUUUUCCGAUCGGCAGCCUCGUCUUGGCGCAUAUCUCAGCCUGUAUCUCGGCCUUGCAGCAUCCAUCACAUCGGCGAUACUGUUGACACUCGUUACAGCACCACCCGCAUCGUUAGACCGGCCUUGGCUUUUCGCGUUCGACAACUGGGCAGACGUCCCUGCAUGGGCCUUCAUCUGCCUCCAGUUGGCCAGCACCCCGGCCAAAGAACAGUACGACCAGCGGUGGGUGCUUUCUAUCAUCGCGUUUUCGUCGAGCGCCCUGCUCGUCGGCUCUCUCGGAUACCGCUACGGCUACAAUAUUGUGCACAUCCUGGCUGGUCAAAAUGUGGCUGCCGAAGACGGGCUUGCCACUGGCACGGCCGUCUGCUGGCUCGUGCAAGUACUUGCUGCUCUGGUCGCUACCUUAUGCUUCGCAACGUUUCCCCAUCGCCCCGACGUCUACUACAAGGGCGACCUGGUUGAUCAGCAACAUGCCGUAUCUAUUCUCUCUCGCUUCAGCUUCAACUGGAAUAAAAUCGUUUUUGACAUUGCCAACGCACGGAAACUGGAGCUUGAGGACCUACCCAAUCUUGACGGCAACACUCGCUCAUCCUGUGUGAACGAACGCUAUCUCGCCCGUGGUGGCAGUGCCGGUGGUCCCAAAGGCCGUCUCUGGUGGCAGCUUCUGGUGGCGUACAAGUGGCCGUUGCUCCUGCAGUGGGCAUUGACAUUCGUUCGUUCGGUUUUGGCCCUGUUCCCACAGUUUGUCAUUUACCAGUUCCUCGAGGGGCUGGAUAACCACGAAGGGGGCAACAAGGCUGCCAACCCAAAACUCUGGGGCUGGGUUAUUGGCAUUGGUGUCAGCCUGGUCCUUCAGAUCUGGAUUGGCAGCGCACAACGCUGGCUCACAUCGAGCCAUCUUGAGGCACCACUGAACUCGCUGGUCCAGACUCUGAUUUUCCAGAAGGCUCUGCGUCUUGACGAGGCUGCUGACCCCGGCCACAAAGUUGCCGAAGGCGAUGGAAAGACAGGAAACAAGGACAAGAAAGGACCUAAAAAGCCAGAGGGCGACGUCCGCCAAUCUGUUGUGAACCACAUGAAACUCGACAGCGGCCGUAUGAUGAUUUUUUGCACAUACAACUACUGGUUUCCUCUCGCUAUUUUUAAGCUGAUCCUUGCCGGCUCCGUCUUGAUAAAGUUUCUUGGUUGGAAGGCGUUUUUCUCUGGCUUCUCAUGCGCUCUAUUGGUCUACCCCAUCAGCCAUGUGAUGUCUAAGAAGUACGCAAAGAUCCAGUUUGGCCUCAUGAAGUACCGCGAUGCCAAGGCCCAUGUCUUGACUGAGGCGUUGCAAGGUAUGCGCCAGAUCAAAUAUUCGGCUCUUGAGCAGCUGUACGAAGAAAAGAUCAUCCAGAGCCGCAACGAAGAGCUGCGGCAGUUUUGGCGUGUGGCCAAGUGGAUGUGCUCACUCAGCUUUAUUAUCAACACGGGACCCAUUAUGCUCUCUAGCAUUUCUAUUGCAGUGUACACGUUUACAACGCCGACCCACGUUCGUGCCUCGGUGAUCUUCGCCUCUCUUGGCUUGUUUGACCAACUGGACGAGGCCAUCGGAUACCUACCUCUGAUCCAGGUGUACCUCAUGGAGGCUUGGACAAGCUGUGUUCGUGUUGAGAAGUACCUCAACCAACCCGACAAAGCACCUGUCGCCGACCAAGGUGACAGCGUAGUCUUUGACAACGCCACUGUGCGGUGGCCUCGCGUUGAGGAUUCCGACGUCCCGGCCAACGGCGAAUCGCCCGUACUAGCCGCAGCACCUGCUUCUCCUCCCCCUGAACAAUCGUCUGUUACAGACAAUGCCGGUACAAAUGUUGCGCCAGAAGAGACGCGUUCGAUCCUGCGCAACAUCGAUGUCGCGUUUCCCAACGGAGAGUUGAGUCUUAUCACUGGCAAGACUGGUGCUGGCAAGAGCCUUCUCCUGGCCGCCAUCCUCGGCGAGGUGAAGCUGUUGUCUGGUACUGUGCGAGUCCCAACGGCCCCGCCUGUCUCAGUGAUCGAAAACCAGAACAUCAACGAAAGCGAUUGGGUCCUGCCGUCGCUCACGGCGUUUGUGUCGCAGUCACCGUGGGUGGAAAGUGGUACACUCAAAGACAACAUUCUUUUUGGUAUGCCGUUCCGGGAAGUCCGGUACCGCAAAGUUCUCCAAGCCUGUGCCUUAGCCAAGGACAUUGAGCUUCUGGCUGACGGCGACGCAACCGAGGUUGGACCCAAGGGUGUCACGCUUUCCGGUGGGCAACGUUGGCGCGUUGCUCUCGCACGUGCUCUAUAUUCUCGCGCUGGUAUCCUCAUUCUCGAUGAUGUAUUGAGUGCUGUUGAUACCCACGUCGGCCGGAACAUUGUGAACGAAGCGCUUUCCGGUGACCUUGCUAAAGGCCGCACACGAAUCCUCGCCACCCACCAUCCCGAAAUGUGCAUGGCCUACGCUUCCUAUCUUGUACGGCUCGAUAGUGGCCGUGUUGAGGGAGUGGAGAAGAUCGAGCGCGACCAAAAUAAAAGCUCGCCCGCGGAAACCUUUGCUCCUGCCGAGGAAGACGAGCCAGCUGGAGGAGAUAGCAGUGGAGCAACGACAGGGGACGGUGACGGUGACGGUGAUGGUGACAAGGCUGCCAAUGACAAGAAGAAGGAUUCUGAGGACCGUGAGACUGGCCGUGUCAAGUCCCGAGUAUACCGGGAGUAUGUCCGUGCUAGCAAGUCAUUGCUCCUUUGGCUGCUCAUUCUCGCUCUGCUGAUUUCGAGUCGGCUGCUUAGCGUUGCCACCACAUGGACCCUCAAGGAGCUCUCAGCCAGCUACGAUAUCGAACCGAGCAUUGCUAGCCAUCGGCUAUAUACUCAAACUGCUGAGCCUGAGUGGGAUUGGCAGAUUCGCGCCCCGGCGGUUACGUUCCUGCCGACAGUCUCGCAACAAGUCCCGGUUGAUGAUGACGCUAAUUACCGCAAAAACAUUAUUUUCUGGAUCACGGCCUAUGUCUUGUUUGACUACUCCACCCUAAUUGUUAGUAUCGCGCAGCAGCUGCUUAUCAUGUUUACGGGCUUGCGUGCCUCGCGGGUUCUGUUCGAGAAGAUGACGCACUCGAUCCUCCGCGCUCCUCUUAGCUGGAUCGAUAAGACGCCUACUGGCCGUGUCCUGAACCGCUUCACCUCCGACACUUUCACUGUGGACCGGCGUCUCGCCAGUGAUUUGAGUUCGUUCCUUCAGAGUGCCAUUGGACUUGUAGUGAUUAUUGCAGCAAGCGUGUCUGUGUCGCCCUUUAUUAUUAUCUUCGGUAUUGGUCUACUUGUCUUGUAUGCUCGUAUCGCCAGUGUGUAUAUCUCUGCCGCACGCGAAGCGAAGCGCAUCAACUCUGUGGCGCACUCGCCCGUGUAUGACCAGUUCAGCUCCGUCUUAACGGGCCUGUCUACCAUUCGCGCUUUUCACAGAACGGACUUUUACAUGGACCGUGUCUUCGGCCUCAUCGAUAAUUCAGCCAAGGCAAGCUGGGCGCUGCAGCUUCUAGCUCGGUGGAUGAAUUUCCGCAUGGGCAUGUUUGGCGCCGUGUUCGUAACGGCCGUGGCCAGUUGCAUUGUCUUUGGAAAUGUCGAAGCAUCUUUGGCGGGCUUCGGACUUGUAUUCGCUUUGCGCUACACAAGCUCUCUAUCCCGGCUACUUGCCAAUGUUACCAGCAUCGAGCUCGGAUUCAACGCGGCGGAACGAAUCCUCGAGUACAUCGAUAUCGAUACCGAGUCCGAAGGUGGCCGCGAUGUGCCUGCGGCGUGGCCGACCAAGGGACAUAUUGAGGUGGAGAACCUGACCGUCAGCUACGGACCAUCCCUGCCCCCUGUCUUGAAGGAGCUCAAUUUCGAAGUGCAACCUGGCGAGCGCAUAGGUGUCGUGGGGCGUACUGGUGCAGGAAAGUCGACUCUUGCUGCCGUUUUCUUCCGUCUUCUCGAGUCGCAAGAAGGCACCAUUCGGAUCGACAACAUCGACAUCUCGACACUCAAGCUAGACCAGCUGCGUAGCCGGCUAGCUAUUAUUCCUCAAGAUCCGUUCCUGUUUUCCGGAACGCUGCGCUCGAACCUCGACGUUGAGGACUCCAUUGAUGACUAUGACCUGCACCACGUAUUGAAGCGUGUCCACCUUGUCGAGCCCCAGGUCGAGGACGGCGCGCAACCUUCUGGGGAAGCAGCUGGCUCUAUUUUCGACCCUGUUGCUAGGGCUCAACUGGUGAAAGACCACACGGGUGAGGAGGUCGCCCGUCUGCUGCCGUCAAAUGGCGAGGAGACUACAGUCGAAGAAGACGCGGCAAAUCCGAUCGAUGGGACGGUUGUUGCUUCAGACUCUGCAACCGACGUGGGCUCAAGGACACCCGAGGGAGAGAGCAGCGAGACCACGGCACAGGGCGGUAGCAACGGCAAUUCCAGCGACGUCGAUAGUGUUACUAAGAGCGCCAUUGACGACGAAGUCAACAGCUUCACGAACCUAGCGAUGCCCAUUUCCACGGGCGGUGGCAACCUCUCGCAGGGCCAGCGCCAGCUCGUUUGCCUCGCGCGUGCUCUUUUGACGCGGCCAAAGAUUGUCGUACUGGACGAGGCGACCUCGGCCGUGGACCGCGGAACGGACAGUGCUAUCCAAGAGUCGCUCCGGCGGGAGUUUGCCUCGGGUGGCUGCACGGUGCUCGUCAUUGCUCACCGUUUGAGCACAGUGGUCGAUUUCGAUCGUCUACUAGUUCUUCGGGAAGGUCGCGUUGCUGAGAUGGGCACACCUCGGGAACUUAUGGAGCGCGGCAUGGCUUUGGACGAGAGGCGGGCCGCGAGGGCCAAGGAAGCGGCUGAGGCUGGCCAGCCGGAGCCAGACGAGGAACGUUCGGAUAGCACAGGCGCAUUCUGGGAGCUGGCCAAGAAAAGCGCGGAGAAGGAGAAGCUGCUAGAAAUGGUUUUUGGGAAGAACGCUCCUGCCACAGAUGCGUAG
Messenger RNA from Sporothrix schenckii 1099-18, 5193 nucleotides. RefSeq lists its product as uncharacterized. The transcript is spliced from 3 exons. NCBI's taxonomy places the organism in Eukaryota, Fungi, Ascomycota, Sordariomycetes, Ophiostomatales, Ophiostomataceae. Gene Ontology annotation, cellular component: membrane. Gene Ontology annotation, biological process: transmembrane transport. The coding region runs from base 1 to 5193 and encodes 1730 amino acids. Gene Ontology annotation, molecular function: ATP binding; ABC-type transporter activity; ATP hydrolysis activity. The record is from RefSeq and is a predicted model, not a curated record.